Microthlaspi erraticum is the source of this 3054-nucleotide messenger RNA. NCBI's taxonomy places the organism in Eukaryota, Viridiplantae, Streptophyta, Magnoliopsida, Brassicales, Brassicaceae. The record is from the annotation of a GenBank genome assembly.
AUGUUCAUGCCUUCCCGACGUCCAAAAGUCAUGAUUCUUAUAUGGAAAGAUAGAUAUUUGAGUCGUGACCCGCGGCGAAGUGGAAAGAGGUCAUUUGGAUCACUCGUUGGACCGGAACUUAUUUUCUACCAAGACAUGUCCGACGAGCGCCUAAGUAGAGCCCAUGGAGACUUUGAUGGAUCAAGAGGCCCGGAUACCGCGCCCAAGGCCUUGGCUCAUCUUGACACUAGCAUAACUCAAUCCAGAAGCUUCCAUUGGCCUGAACGCGGCCCAUUCAAGAACUUGGAGAGCAAGCUCAAGCGGCUAAAGAGAAAUGGAAACUUUCCUCUUCUGCGCGCGCUCAACUUUGCCGACCUAGACCCGCUCUCUACCUAUAUAUACUUGCUUUUAGCCUCUUGUAAUAAGAAUCACCAGCCGCAUAACAAGAAACACUUAUUCAAUAAAGGAAUUAUUACUUGUACUCAUCCCAUAAGAUGCAGCGCAAUCACCCAACCAGUUACACUAAGAAGUGGGAGGCAAUUCCCGAGUAGAGGUAGCCCACCCCAAAUCGCUGUGGACAUCGAUGACGAGGAAGGGGAGGAUUUAGUCGACUAUGCUGAUAACUCGACCCGAACUCGAUCGAGCUGGAACAAAACCCUGAACCAGAACUCGAUCGAGCUGAGAGAACUGAGACACUGCAAGACAAACCAGAGCUCGAUCGAGCCAGAAGAGAACAGACAAAGCAAACCCAGCCAACCAGCUAAACCUGUUGCAAAGAAGAAAGACACUCCAGCAGGACCACCACCAUACAAGCCCCCUCUGCCCUUUCCAGGAAGGUUCAAGAAACAACUGUUGGAAGCACACAAGGCCAAGUUUGAUGAACUAAUGAGACAGCUUGAGUUGAAGUUGCCCUUCAUCGACGCCUUGAUGCUCAUUCCGCCUUAUCAGAAAUUUCUGAAGGAUGCUGUUCAGCAAAGAACCAGGGAAGCACAAGGGAUGGUAGUGUUGACCCGCGAGUGCAGUGCAAUCAUUCAGCGGAAGGUCAUCUCCGACAAAAAGGAAGAUCCGGGGAGUUUCACUUUGCCCUGCAUGUUAGGACCCCUAUCUUUCAAAAACAGUCUCUGCGAUCUAGGAUCAUCUGUCAGCCUCAUGCCUUUGUCUGUAGCAAAGAGACUGGGAUAUCACAAGUACCAAGCCUGCGGAAUCUCACUAGUCUUGGCAGAUAGAUCGAUAAGGUUACCAACUGGGAUGCUUGAAGACCUGCCUUUGAGGAUAGGGAAUGUGGAAAUCCCCACAGACUUCAUUGUGCUUGAGAUGGAUGAGGAACCAACAGAUCCAUUGAUUCUAGGAAGGCCAUUCCUAGCUACAGCAAGAGCAAUGAUAGAUGUCUGUGAAGGAACAAUUGAGUUAAACUUGGGAAAGGACCUGAAGAUGAAGUUUGAUAUAAAAGAUACAAUGAGGAAACCAACUAUAGAAGGUCAGCUCUUUUAUGUUGAGGAAAUGGAUCAGUUGGCAGAUGAGCUUCUAGAAGAGUUAUCAACAGAGGAUCCUCUACAAGUUGCUUUGACCAAGGAUUCUUCAGAGGGAUAUGCCAGUUUGCGAAGUCAUGGCAGUGAGCUCGAUCAAGAACUCGAUCGAGUCGAGCUCGAACAAACGAACUCGAUCGAGCUGGGGACUGAAUGCAAGGAGCAAGCUCAAGGAGAUUGGUCUGAGCUCAAGGCACCUAAAGUCGACCUCAAACCUUUGCCUGAGGGCCUCAGGUAUGCAUUUCUGGGUGAAAACUCAACUUACCCUGUCAUUGUGAACUCUGAUUUGGAACCUGAACAGUUGAGUGCUUUGCUUGUUGAAUUGAGAAAGUACAGAAAGGCAAUAGGUUACACUCUAGAUGAUAUCAAGGGGAUCUCCCCUGACCUAUGCAUCCAUAGGAUUCAUCUAGAGGAUGAAAGUAAGUCAAGCAUUGAACCUCAGAGAAGGUUGAACCCCAAUCUAAAGGAAGUAGUGAAGAAAGAGAUACUCAAGUUGCUUGAUGCUGGGAUAAUCUAUCCCAUCAGUGAUAGCACUUGGAUAUCUCCAGUUCAUUGCGUCCCAAAGAAAGGGGGGAUCACUGUCAUUAAAAACGACAAAGAGGAGCUGAUUCCCACUAGAACAAUAGUGGGGCAUCGCAUUGGUUUCUUCCAAAUCCCGAUCCACCCUAAUGAUCAGGAGAAGACCACUUUCACAUGCCCUUAUGGCACCUUUGCUUAUCGAAGGAUGCCAUUUGGGCUGUGCAAUGCUCCAGCUACUUUCCAGAGGUGCAUGACCUCCAUUUUUUCAGAUCUGAUAGAGGAGAUGGUAGAAGUCUUCAUGGACGAUUUCUCAGUCUAUGGAGCAUCCUUCUCCUCAUGUUUGUCUAACUUGUGCAGGGUGUUGCAGAGGUGUGAGGAGACCAAUCUAGUACUCAACUGGGAGAAGUGCCACUUCAUGGUUCGAGAAGGGAUUGUGCUUGGACACAAGAUUUCCGAGAAAGGGAUCGAGCUCGAUCGAGCUAAGGUGGAUGUCAUGUUGCAGCUCCCUGUUCCCAAGACUGUGAAGGACAUAAGGAGUUUUCUGGGUCAUGCAGGGUUCUACAGAAGAUUCAUCAAGGAUUUCUCAAAGAUAGCAAGACCCUUGACAAGGCUUCUGUGCAAGGAGACAGAUUUUGAGUUUGAUGAAGAAUGCCACAAGUCUUGGACCUUGCUGAAGGAUGCUCUGGUGUCUGCGCCAAUAGUACAAGCUCCAAACUGGGAUCACCCAUUUGAGAUUAUGUGUGAUGCAUCUGACUAUGCAGUGGGAGCAGUGCUUGGCCAAAAGAUAGACAAGAAACUCAAUGUCAUCUACUAUGCAAGCAAGACUAUGGAUGAUGCUCAGUGCAAGUAUGCAACCACAGAGAAGGAACUCCUUGCCAUAGUCUUUGCCUUUGAGAAGUUUCGAAGCUAUAUAGUUGGAUCCAAGGUGAUUGUGCACACUGACCAUGCUGCCCUUAGACACAUCUUCGCUAAAAAGAUACAAAGCCAAGACUUCUCAGAUGGAUCCUUUUGCUUCAAGAGUUUGAUAUAG